Ficedula albicollis (Collared flycatcher) is the source of this 1840-nucleotide messenger RNA. It is a transcript of the gene SNX30, whose product is annotated as sorting nexin family member 30. The transcript has 9 exons. The record is from RefSeq and is a predicted model, not a curated record. Gene Ontology annotation, molecular function: protein binding; phosphatidylinositol binding. NCBI's taxonomy places the organism in Eukaryota, Metazoa, Chordata, Aves, Passeriformes, Muscicapidae. Gene Ontology annotation, cellular component: cytoplasm. Bases 72 to 1388 code for a protein of 438 amino acids.
CCCUUCUCGCCGAGGCGGCGCGGCCUCCGCCCCCUCCCUCCUUGCCGCGGUCGCUGCCCGGCCCCGGCGCGAUGUCGGGCGGCGCGGCCAGCGCCCCUAAGCCCCUGCCGUCCUCCGGGCCCAAGUCGCUGCGGGAGAUGCCGCAUCCCCUGGCCACGUCCAGCAGCGAGGAGAUGGGGCCGGCGCUCACCCCCAGCCCCGACCUUCUCCUGCCCCGCAGCAUCGCCGACAAGGAUCUCAGUCUGCCCAAUGGCACACCAGUGGACACUUCUAGCCCAGCCUCCUCCUCAUCUCUCCUUAAUAGGCUGCAGCUGGAUGAUGACUUCGAUGUGGAAACUAGAGACCUCUUUGUUACUGUUGAUGAUCCCAAAAAACAUGUGUGCACGAUGGAGACGUAUAUCACAUACAGGGUUACAACAAAGACCACACGAGCAGAGUUUGAUUUGCCAGAGUAUUCUGUCCGUCGGCGGUACCAAGACUUCGACUGGUUGAGAAACAAGCUGGAAGAGUCUCAGCCAACACAUCUUAUUCCCCCUCUUCCUGAAAAAUUUGUGGUGAAGGGUGUUGUUGAUCGCUUUUCGGAAGAGUUUGUGGAAACAAGGAGGAAAGCAUUAGACAAGUUCUUGAAGAGAAUAACUGAUCACCCAGUGCUGUCUUUUAACGAGCACUUCAACGUCUUUCUCACAGCUAAGGAUCUUAAUGCCUACAAAAAGCAAGGAAUGGCUUUGCUGUCAAAGAUGGGGGAGUCUGUCAAAUACGUUACAGGAGGCUACAAAUUAAGAAGUCGGCCACUGGAGUUUGCAGCCAUUGGGGAUUAUCUAGACACAUUCUCUCUAAAGCUUGGUACCAUUGACAGAAUAGCACAACGGAUCAUCAAGGAACAGCUGGAGUACUUGGUGGAACUACGAGAAUAUGGACCUGUUUAUUCAACCUGGGGAGGGCUGGAGGUUGAGCUGUCAGAGCCCCUGGAAGGAGUGUCUGCCUGUAUUGGGAAUUGCUGCACAGCUCUUGAAGAACUCAGUGAGGACAUGACAGAAGACUUCCUGCCUGUGCUUAGGGAAUAUAUAUUGUAUGCUGAGUCAAUGAAGAAUGUGUUGAAGAAGAGAGACCAAGUUCAAGCAGAGUAUGAAGCAAAACUGGAAGCAGUAGCCUUGAAAAGAGAAGACCGUCCAAAGGUACCCACAGAUGUUGAGAAGUGUCAAGACCGAGUAGAAUGUUUCAAUGCUGACCUGAAAGCAGAUAUGGAGAGAUGGCAGAACAACAAAAGACAAGACUUCAGGCAGCUACUCAUGGGGAUGGCAGAUAAAAACAUCCAGUACUACGAGAAGUGCCUUACGGCGUGGGAGUCAAUUAUACCACUAUUGCAAGACAAGCCAGAGACCAAAUAAGAAGUACCUUCAUGGACAGUCUAGCACUUCUGUGCUCAGUACCACUAGUCAUACUGGAGCUGUAUGGAGGACUCUUUUUGUUAAGUUAAUUGAAAUGACAGCUGCACUUAGUUUUUCAGAGUAUCUGUUCCAGCCUAUUUGAAUUUUUUUUUCCUCAUUUUGUUUUUUUAAUGUGUUUAAACUGGGGUAUGUUUCAUCUUUUUGAGUUAUCUUGAAUGGUUCCUUCUUUAUCCUAUGGAGUGAUUGGGGUUCACAGUGAAAGUGCAUGGGGAUCUUGUUAAAAUUUACCUCUCUAGUCUGGAAGGAACUGAUGAGUGGAACACUAAAAAGAUGAAAAUAAAACUCUACUGCAAGGUGCCAAAUGACAUUUUUACUAUUCUGUUUUGUUUGCUUUAAAAAAAAAAAAAAAACAAAACCAAUAAUUAUUUCUAUGAAACAGUACUCCCAAACCA